CCCUGCGAUGAAAAGCCCAAUCCGCCUCGGGGUGCUUGUCCCCUCCUCCAACACGGCUCUCGAGCCAUUGACCCAAGCCCUCAUCACGAGUUUGAACGGGCGUCUCUCAUCCCACUAUAUCACCGUCCACUUCUCUCGGUUUCCCGUAACAACCAUCUCCCUCACCCCCGGCGGCCUUGCGCAAUUCGAGCUCGCUCCUAUUCUCUCCGCAGCGCAGCUUCUCUCACACGCCGAAGUCGACAUCAUAGGAUGGUCAGGGACCUCCGCUGGCUGGCUUGGGUUUGAACGAGAUAUCGAGUUAUGUAGAGCGAUUCAGGAGGCGACGGGCAUCAGAACCACGACGAGUGUGUUGGCGCUGAACAAAGCUCUUGAGUUAUGGGGCGUCAAGAAACUGGGAUUGGUAACGCCGUAUCUGGAUGAUGUACAGGAGAAGAUCGUGGCGAACUAUGCCGCGAUUGGGAUCCAGAUUGGUGAGGGGAUGGAGCGCCACCUGAGAGUGGAGAAGAACAUUGAGAUUGCGGGAAUCACUGAGGAGGUUCUGGAUGGGUUGGUGGGAGAGGUGGUGCGUGGGGGGGUCGAUGCGGUUACGACUUUCUGCACGAACCUCGCUGCCGCACAGAGAGCAGAGUUCUGGGAGGACAAGUACGGCAUACCGGUAUUUGAUACGGUUACUACGGUUAUAUGGGACAUGCUGAGAGAGUGCGGUCUUGAUGUUGGGAAAGUCGAAGGCUGGGGCAUGAUAUUCAGGAAAGGGUGA
This is a messenger RNA of Amorphotheca resinae ATCC 22711, 757 nucleotides long. RefSeq lists its product as hypothetical. NCBI's taxonomy places the organism in Eukaryota, Fungi, Ascomycota, Leotiomycetes, Helotiales, Amorphothecaceae. The record is from RefSeq and is a predicted model, not a curated record. The transcript is spliced from 2 exons. Bases 8 to 757 code for a protein of 249 amino acids.